This is a messenger RNA of Diuraphis noxia (Russian wheat aphid), 450 nucleotides long. RefSeq lists its product as uncharacterized. Lineage: Eukaryota; Metazoa; Arthropoda; Insecta; Hemiptera; Aphididae. The record is from RefSeq and is a predicted model, not a curated record.
AUGACUCAUUUAUUUAAAAUGUUAAACCAAUUAAAACUUGGAUUAAACCCGACUUCAAUAUCUUGUGAUUUUGAACAAGCAAUAUUAAAAUCUAUAAAAAUUGAGUAUCCAAAUGCUGAAAUUUAUGGUUAUCUUUAUCAUUUUUCUAAAAAUGUUUAUAAAAAAAUAUGUGAUUUAAGGAUUGUAUCAAAUUAUUMAAAUAAUGCUGAUUAUUCAAUCUUAGUGAAAAUGGUUGUAGCAUUGACAUUCAUCCCACUUAAUGAUAUUGAUGUAGCAAUUGAGUUAUUGUCGGAAUACUUACCAGACGAAUCACAACCCUUAUUAAAUUGGUUUGAAGACAAUUACGUUGGGCGAAUUAAUAGAAAUGGAAGAGGUCGUCGCCUCGUUGGUUACCUUUAUUUCCACCUAAUACUUGGAGUAUGUAUAGGUAAUAGAGUUUUGGAUGGGUAA